Pelagomonas calceolata is the source of this 1561-nucleotide messenger RNA. NCBI's taxonomy places the organism in Eukaryota, Pelagophyceae, Pelagomonadales, Pelagomonadaceae. The record is from the annotation of a GenBank genome assembly.
GAUGCACAAGACAUUGACGACGUCGAGCAAGAAAAUCCCCGGCCGACGGCGCGAGGCUUACAAGACAUUAUUACAAGCUCGUACUCCGGUCACAGAUAGGCGCAGUAAAAGCUCGGCCUUCCGCAGCGCCCGGAAUGCUUCCGCAGCGCCAGCAGGCAUCGCGACAGCACUUUGUCACGGACAUUUGACCUGUCCAAAAAUGGCCACCUGCACGCUCACGUAUGGCAACGACACGCACUCCUUCCCCCUGGAUUCCAGCGGUGCGAGCUAUUUUAAGCUCUUGCGUGAGGCGCGCGCCGCCUUCGCGCUUGACAACGUUGGGAUUAGGAUCAAGGCCGCGCCGGGCCGCUUGAGUGCAGUUCCCAUGCUCAAAAAAGCAGAACUCACGGACGGCGCCGUCGUGUUUUUGGACGAUUACGGGCUCGAUUACGAGCUCUUACGCUCCGGUUACGGGCUCUACACGCUCGAGGAGUCCCGAGGCACGUGCGUAGAACACAUCCACUGGUUCGAAUCGCCCCAACUAGUGGUCGAGACCCCCGUGCUCGGGCCGCCGGACCAGUCGGGCUCGACCCUCCACGCCACCUCCGCCCCGACCUCGUCGCCGGUGACGGGCACCUUUCAGAUCUACGUAAAGACGCUGACGGGCAAGGCCCUCACGCUGCGGGUGACGAGCUCGUCGACGAUUGACGACGUAAAGCAGAAGAUCCAGGACAAGGAGGGCAUCCCGCCCGACCAGCAGCGCCUCGUCUUCGAGGACAAGCAGCUCGAGGACCGCGGGACGCUGCGCGACUACAACAUCCAGCCGAAGUUGACCCUCCACCUCAUUCUCCGCUUGCGCGGCGGCAUGUACACCCCGCCAUCGGCGCAGGGCGGCCUCCCCAAGACGUUCACGGUCAUGACUCCGAGGGGCGGCGAGCACGAGGUCACGUGGACCUUCGAGAGCCUGGACGACGUCAUCGAGCGCGUGCGGAAGAUGGACGAGGAGGAAUACGCCUGCGAGCGGCGCGCGGGCGAGGACGACGCGGCCUACAUCGCGCGGCUCAAGGCCCUGGCGGAGGGCUGGCGGCGGGAGGCGAGGGAGAUAGGCGCGGAGGAGGCGAAGAGCGCGUGAGGCGCGGCGCCGGCCUUGGCGGAGGCCGAGCUCGUGGCGCUGCUGCGGCGCGAGGACGCGGCGCGGCGGGCGCCGGAGACGCAGAGGCGGAUGGAGGAGGCGGAGCGGCGCGGCACGAGCGACUGGAUCGAGGUCGCGACGGCGGUGCAGCGGCGCGUCGCGCGCGAGUCGUUGCCGGCCGGCGCGAGCGAGGGAGACGUGGACGCGCGGGUUACGGCGGUGCGGUACGCGGCGCAGCGCCACCCGGAGUGUUGUCAUUGGGUGCGCUUCAACCGCGCGCGUGUCGGCGAUUUGCGGGAGGGCGACGCGGCGCCGGAUUGUAAGCUUUGGCAUCUCGAUGGCGCGGCGACGUCGCUGCUCGCGGACCGUGACGAGGCUAAGCCGCUCGUCGUGGUCUCGGGCUCGCUCUCGUGACCGCCCUUCCGGCGCAUCGCGCCGGAGAUCGACGCC